AUGUCUGUAUUUGAGGCCUCGCAUAUCUACAGUCUCCCUCGGGUAUACGUAAAUACGUGUCCUGGCGCAGAUACAUCUCUCGUACUGCGGCUCAAAGGCUCCGAGGAGAAGCCUCGAUGUGAGGGAAAGCCUGACAGGCCCAAGUCCUUUCGAAAAGGAUCGCUCACGGUCACACCGGUGCUGCAUCAUUCUUCAGCGAGCGGUAAAAGGUGCACGUACUUCGGAGCCCAGGUCAAUGGUGUGGAUUGGAGUCAAGCAGUGUCGGAAGAUGUGGUCGCACAGCUAAAGGAAUUGCAAGACGAGUAUGCCGUCCUCAUCUUCCGUAAGACGGGCCUCGACAACAGCCGGCACGUCGCAUUCUCGCGGCAGCUCGGACAGGAUCUUGAGAUCAACCCCUUCUUUUAUGGUCGCGAGAAUGAUCGGAUAGGGGACCCUUUUCUUUGGGACGUCAGCAAUAUCAACCGUGAUGGCAGCAUCGUACAGCCCGACUCACGCCGGUGGCACCACAGCCUCGGUAAUGCGUUGUGGCACACGGACUCUUCGUACCACCAAGAACGAUCGAAAUACUCUCUACUCUUAUCACAUGGGACCCCGGUGAGAGGCGGAUCCUGGACACACUUUGCGGAUACACGACAAGCGUACCAAGACCUCCCGCAACAUGUAAAGGACCAGCUAGAGGACCUUGUGGUGGAACACGAUCUCUGGCAUUCGCGUCGAUUAGGAUCACCGACGACGUUCAAAGAGCCUCUGCCGCAUGAGCGGGCGGCAAAACCUCCCGCUUACCAUCGUCUGGUUCAGCAAGCUCCUGGACAAGGGCGGAAGACAUUGUACAUUGCUGCCCAUGCCAAAUUGAUCGUGGGCUGGUCAUACGAAGACAGCCAAGAGUUGAUUUGGAGACUGAUAGAGUGGUGUACGCAGCCGAAAUAUGUUUUCAGUAUGGAAUGGCUUGAUGGUGGCGACAUGGUCUGGUGGGACAAUCGCCAGUCGAUGCACCGUGCUAAUCCAUAUACCACGAGCAUGACAGCGCGUGAUGUACGAAGGGCAACCAUCAUUGACGACGGGCCUUCAGCCUGGGGUGUUACCGAAGAAGAGAUUGCUGCGGCAAAGCAUAAAGCUGAGCAACUUGGCUUGCUACGGUGGGACUCUCCCCUCGUUUAG
Exophiala spinifera is the source of this 1158-nucleotide messenger RNA. RefSeq lists its product as uncharacterized. The transcript has 6 exons. Gene Ontology annotation, molecular function: oxidoreductase activity. The record is from RefSeq and is a predicted model, not a curated record. The coding region runs from base 1 to 1158 and encodes 385 amino acids. Lineage: Eukaryota; Fungi; Ascomycota; Eurotiomycetes; Chaetothyriales; Herpotrichiellaceae.